CCCGGCCGUGACUAGACUCGCAGGGCCGCCGCCGGCCCGCACCACCAGCCGCCAAGAUGUGCGACUGCUUCCACGUGGUGCUGCCCACCUGGCCCGGAGCCCCCGGCAGUGCGUCCGGUCAACAGCUGCAGCAGCAGGACCCAGAGGCUGAGACUGAAGAGGACCAUUCUGUGACCGAAGGGCCUGUGGGUGAGAUCAUUCGGCCAAGGCCGCAGGGGUCCUCACCUGUUUAUGAAUACACAGUUGAAGGUGCUGGCUUCGGAGCCCAGGAAAGCAACCAGGGCAGGCUCAGCUCCUCUGGCAGACGGAGAUCCUGGUGGAAAAGGGAUUCAGGGGAAUCCACAGCUUUCUCCAGCAUGAGUCACCCAGAGACUAUGCAGGAGGCGACAGAAGUGACCCUGAACACUGAGGUAGAGGCCGGAGCCAGUGGCUACACUGUCACAGGUGGAGGGGACCAGGGGAUCUUUGUCAAACAAGUGCUAAAGGAUUCCUCUGCUGCAAAACUAUUCAGCCUGAGAGAAGGGGAUCAACUUCUCAGUGCAACCAUAUUCUUUGACCACAUGAAAUAUGAAGAUGCUCUUAAAAUCCUUCAGUACUCAGAACCAUACAAAGUGCAGUUCAGAAUCAAACGGAAGCUCUCUACCAGCAAGGGAGAGGAGUCAGCCAUUCCACAUUCUCAGCAAGGCUUGAAAAGCCAGGAAAAGCAGGACAAGCACACUGCUGAUGGAUACAUGGAGACCCCGAUAAAGACACUAGAGGUAGAUGGAGACCGAGAAAGGCUAAUAUCUAAGUCCAGGGAUGGUCGCCAGAGGCGACCCCAGGACAGACUCUCCUGGCCGAAAUUUCAAGCCUUAGGGAGCAAGCGGGGAUCAGGUCCCCGACGCUCACACAGUUCCUCAGAAGCCUCAGAGCAAAGGGACACACAUGAAAUGUCCCCGACAAGCACAGACACAGAGGCCCAGCUGACAGCUGACAGCCAGGAGCAGAAGUCAGGGACAAGAAGACGAAGAAGGAGGUUCCUGAACCUGAGAUUUGGGAUGCGCUCAGGGCAGGGGGCAAAUAUAACUGAGCAGACAGGCAGAGAGCCCCAGGACAGGAGCGGUCAUGCUGGACUGCUGGAAGAGUCCCAGUUACAGGAGGACGAGACACAGGCAUCUGGGUUCACGUCUGCUCUAACUACGCAGACGCCCACGAAGCCCAGUUAUUCCAACUUGGAAAAAGAAGGCCCUGGAGAAAUGGUGGUAAAAACGGACAGACAUCAAAGGAAGAAAAAGCAGCUGGCAAAACAAGACAAGGAGAAGACACUUAGCCAGCAUGGAGCGGAGCCAGCCCCAGGAAGCAGCUGGGAUGACGAAUGGGAGAUAGUAGAAAGUCUGGAAAUUGGCAUUGCAAGAUUGUCCCUGCAAGACAAACCUGACCAAGGCAACACACAGGUUGCACUGUGUGACUCAAAAACUCCAGAAACUGGGUUUUCGAAAAAAAAGACGAAAAAAGGAACUAAAGAAGGUGGAGUAGGGGAGAAGGAAGGGAGAGAAACAGGAGACAGGGGCAGAAAAGAGAGGCAAAUGCCAGCAGAGUCACAAGGAAGAACAGGACAUGCUACAGAAAAAGGAGAAAAGGAUGGAACAGCAGGCUGGGAGAGUGAACAGGAGAAGAACGGCACAGAACAGGUCACACAGACAGGACAAAUAAAGGUGAAGAUGCCGAAGUUCAGGAUACCGUCCUUUGGAUGGUCUCCAACGAAGGAGGCAGUAACAGAGAAGAGGGGGAGAAAAGAAGCGAGCACAGAGAACAAUGAGACACUGGACGAGGAAAAACGGAAAGAGGGACCAGAGAAAAAGGAAAGGGAAGGCAAGGAAGAUAGACACACAUCAGAGAAAACAGAGACCAGAAAGGCAGCACAGGCAAUGCACAUAGAAGCAGACAUUACAGACAAUGGCGGGGAAUACUCAGAAAAAGAAAUAAGCUUCAAGAUGACAAAACUCAAGGAGCCAUCCUUUCGUGAGUCUCUACCAGGCAAACCUGGCACACAGGCUUCGAUGGUGGUGCAAACACCCAAGCUGGAGACAGGAGUGUCCCUACCCUCCAUGCAAGGGGAACUUAAGAAACUAGACCUCGACAUUAAACUGCCAUCCACGAACCUGGAGGUCAAGGCAGGCCAGGUAGAUGUGAAAAUGACAGACGUCCAGCUGCCCGAGAGACAGCAGACCACUCAGGAUGCUGACGGAGCCAGCCGGAUGGGCCACAUGCCCAAGGUGCACAUGCCUAGCUCGAGGAUGCCAAAGGUGGACCUUAAGGACCACACAGUAGACGUGAAAGGCCCCACAGUGGACGCAAAAGGCCACAAAGUGGACGUGAAAAGCCCCAAAGCUGAAAUUAGUGGGCCUGACAUGGAGGUUUCUCUGCCUGUUGUGAAGGCAGACAUAAAGGACCAACGUGCCAAGAUACAGGAGGACCUGCCCCACGCUGAAAAGGAUGUGGCCGCCAAAGAAAGCAAGUUCAAGAUGCCCAAGUUCAAGAUGCCCUCCUUCGCCGUGUCCACAACUAGCAAACCCAGCAUGGAAGCAACUAUGGAGGUGGCAGCUCCAAAUAUGGAAGAAGAGGUGUCCCUGCCCUCCAUGCAGGGUGAACUUAAGACUCCAGAUCUCAGCAUUCAUCUGCCAUUGUCCAACCUGGACGUCAAGACAGGCCAGGGAGAUGUGAAGGUGGCAGACAUCCAACUACCUGAGGGAGAACAGAUCGCACAAGAUGCUGAUGGAGCCAGCCGGAAAGGCCACCUGGCCAAGGUUCAGAUGCCCAGCUUCAAGAUGCCCAAGGUGGACCUGAAGCACCCCACAGUGGAUGUGAAGGGCCCCGCAGUGGACACAAAGGGCCCCAGAGUGGACGCGAAAAGCCCCAAAGCUGAGAUUAGUGGCCCUGACAUGGAGGUUUCUCUGCCUGGCGUGAAGGUAGACAUCCAGGAACAAGGUGCCAAAUUACAGGAAGAUCUGCCCCAUGCUGAAGAGGAUGUGGCCACCAAAGACAGCAAGUUCAAGAUGCCCAGCUUCAAGAUGCCCAAGGUGGACCUGAAGGGACUCCAUGUGGACCUAAAGGGCCCCAAAGUGGAGGAGAAGAGUCUCACAGUGGACACAAAGGGCCACACGGUGGAUGUGAAAAGCCCCAAAAGCGAUGUGAAGAUGCAGGAUUUAGAGGUUUCCCUGCCCAGCAUGGAGGUUCAUGUCCAGGCUCCAGGUGUUAAAGUGGAUGGGGACCAGGCCGUGGUCGAUAAGGACAUGGCCAUCAAAGACAGCAAGUUCAAGAUGCCCAGUUUCAAGAUGCCGAAGGUGGACCGGAAGGGCCCCACAGUGGAUCUGAAGGGCCCCACAGUGGAAGCAAAGGGCCCCACAGUGGACAUGAAGGGCCACACAGUGGACGUGAAGGGCCCCACAGUGGACAUGAAGGGCCACACAGUGGACGUGAAGGGCCCCACAGUAGACACAAAGGGCCCCAAAGUGGACGUGAAAAGCCUCAAGGCUGAAAUUAGUGGCCCUGACAUGGAGGUUUCUCUGCCUGGCGUGAAGGUUGACAUACAGUCCAAAGGUGCCAAGCUACAGAAGGAUCUGCCCCAUGCUGAAAAGGAUGUGGCCAUGGAAGACAGCAAGUUCAAGAUGCCCAGCUUCAAGAUGCACAAGGUGGACCUUAAGGGAACCCAUGUGGACCUGAAGGAACACAAAUUGGAGCAGAAGGGGCCCACAGUGGACACCAAGGGACCCACAGUGGAUGAGAAAAGCCCCAAAAGCAAUGUGAAGAUGCAGGAUUUAGAGGUGUCCCUGCCCAGCAUGGAGGUUCAUGUCCAGGCUCCAGGUGUCAAAGUGGAUGGGGACCAGGCCGUGGUCGAUAAGGACAUGGCCGUCAAAGACAGCAUGUUCAAGAUGCCCAAGUUCAAGAUGCCCUCUUUUGGCUUUUCCACAACUGGGAAACCCAGCAUGGAAGCCAGUAUGGAGGUGGCAGCUCCCAAGAUGGAAGCAGAGGUGUCCCUGCCCUCCAUGCAGGGUGAACUUAAGACUCCAGACCUCAGCAUUCAUCUGCCUUCCUCCAACCUGGACGUCAGGACAGGCCAGGGAGAUGUGAAGAUGGCAGACGUCCAGCUGCCUGAGGGAGAGAAGACCACACAGGAUGCUGACGGAGCCAGUCAGAAGGGCCACCUGCCCAAGGUUCAGAUGCCAAGCUUCAAGAUGCCCAAGGUGGACUUGAAGGGCCCCACAGUGGAUGUGAAGGGCCCCACAGUGGACGUAAAGGGCCCCACAGUGGAUGUGAAGGGCCGCACAGUGGACUUGAAGGCCCCCACAGUGGACGCCAAGGGCCCCAAAGUGGACGUGAAACGCCCCAAGGCUGAGAUUAGUGGCCCUGAAAUGGAGGUUUCUCUUCCUGGCGUGAAGAUUCACAAACAGUCCCAAGGUCCCAAGGUACAGGAGAUUCUGCCCCAUGCUGAAAAAGAUGUGGCAACCAAAGAAAGCAAGUUCAAGAUGCCCAGCUUCAAGAUGCCCAAGGUGGACCUGAAGGGACCCCAUGUGGACCUGAAGGACCCAAAAGAAGAACAGAAGGGUCCAACAGUGGAUGCAAAGGGCCCCACGGUAGAUGUGAAACGCCCCAAAAGUGAUGGGAAGAUGCAGGAUUUAGAAGUGUCCCUGCCCAGCAUGGAGGUUCAUGUCCAGGCUCCAGGUAUCGAAGUGGAUUGGGACCAGGCCGUGGUCGAUAAGGACAUGGCCGUCAAAGACAGCAAGUUCAAGAUGCCCAGCUUCAAGAUGCCCAAGGUGGACCUUAAGGGACCCCAUGUGGACCUGAAGGAACACAAAGUAGAGCAGAAGUGCUCAACAGUGGAAGCAAAGGGCCCCACGGUGGAUGUGAAAAGCCCCAAAAGCGAUGUGAAGAUGCAGGAUUUAGAAGUGUCCCUGCCCAGUAUGGAGGUUGAUGUCCAGGCUCCAGGUGUCAAAGUGGGUGGAGAUCAGGCCGUGGUCGGUAAGGACAUGGCCAUCAAAGACAGCAAGUUCAAGAUGCCCAAGUUCAAGAUGCCCUCUUUUGGCCUUUCCACAACUGGCAAACCCAGCAUGGAAGCCACUAUGGAGAUGGCAUCUCCCAAGAAGGAACCAGAGGUGUCCCUGCCCUCCAUGCAGGGUGAACUUAAGACUCCAGACCUUGGGAUUCAACUGCCUUCCACUAACCUGGAGGUCAAAGCUGGCCAGGUAGAUGUGCAGAUAGCAGAUGUCCAAAUGCCUGAAGGAGAGAAGACCGCACAGGAUGCUGACAGAGUCAGUCUGAAGGGCCACCUGCCCAAGGUUCAGAUGCCAAGCUUCAAGAUACCCAAGGUGGACGUGAAGGGCCCCACAGUGGACCUGGUGGCCCCCACAGUAGACGCAAAGGGUCCAACGGUGGACGUUAAAAGCCCCAAAGCUGAGAUUAGUGGCAAUGACAUGGAGGUUUCUCUGCCUGUCAUGAAGGUUGACAUUCAGUCCCAAAGUGCCAAGCCACAGAAGAAACUGCCCCAUGCUGAAAAGGAUGUGGCAACCAAAGAAAGCAAGUUCAAGAUGCCCAGCUUCAAGACACCAAAGGUGGACCUGAAGGGACCCCAUGUGGACCUCACGGACCUGAAAGUGGACCAGAAGGGCCCAACAGUAGAUGCAAAGGGCCCCAAAAGUGAUGUGAACAUGCAGGAUUUAGAAGUGUCCCUACCCAGCAUGGAGGUUCAUGUCCAGGCUCCAGGUGUCAAAGUGGAUGGGGACCAGGCCGUUGUCGAUAAGGACAUGGCCAUCAAAGACAGCAAGUUCAAGAUGCCCAAGUUCAAGAUGCCCUCUUUUGGCCUUUCCACAACUGGGAAACCUAGCAUAGAAGCCACUAUGGAGGUGGCAGCUCCCAAGAUGGAAGCAGAGGUGUCCCUGCCCUCCAUGCAGGGUGAACUUAAGACUCCAGACAUCAGCAUCCAACUGCCUUCCUCUAACUUGGAGGUCAAAGCUAGUCAGGUAGAUGUACAGAUAGCUGACGUCCAAAUGCCAGAUGGAGAACAGAUCGCACAGGAUGCUGACGGAGUCAGCCUGAAGGGCCACCUGCCCAAGGUUCAGAUGCCCAGCUUCAAGAUGCCCAAGGAGGACGUGAAGGGCCCCACAGUGGUCGUGAAGGGCCCCAUAGUGGACGUAAAGGGCCCCACAGUGGUCGCAAAGAGCCCCAAAGUGGACAUGAAAAGCCCCGAAGCUGAGAUUAGUGGUCCUGACAUGGAGGUUUCUCUGCCUGGCAUAAAGGUUGACAUUCAGUCCCAAAGUGCCAAGCUACAGAAGGAUCUGCCCCACGCUGAAAAGGAUGUGGCCACCAAAGACAGCAAGUUCAAGAUGCCCAGCUUCAAGAUGCCCAAGGUGGACCUUAAGGGACCCCAUGUUGACCUGACGGACCCGAAAGUGGACCAGAAGGGCCCAACAGUAGAUGCAAAGGGCCCCACGGUGGAUGUGAAAAGCCCCAAAAGCGAUGUGAACAUGCAGGAUUUAGAGGUUUCCCUGCCCAGCAUGGAGGUUCAUGUCCAGGCUCCAGGAGUCAAAGUGGAUGGGGACCAGGCCGUGGUCGAUAAGGACAUGGCCAUCAAAGACAUCAAGUUCAAGAUGCCCAAGUUCAAGAUGCCCUCUUUUGGCCUUUCCACAACUGGGAAACCUAGCAUGGAAGCCACUAUGGAGGUGGCAGCUCCCAAGAUGGAAGCAGAGGUGUCCCUGCCCUCUAUGCAGGGUGAACUUAAGACUCCAGACAUCAGCAUCCAACUGCCUUCCUCUAACUUGGAGGUCAAAGCUAGUCAGGUAGAUGUACAGAUAGCUGACGUCCAAAUGCCUGAUGGAGAACAGAUCGCACAGGAUGCUGACGGAGUCAGCCUGAAGGGCCACCUGCCCAAGGUUCAGAUGCCCAGCUUCAAGAUGCCCAAAGUGGACGUGAAGGGCCCCACAGUGGUCGUGAAGGGCCCCACAGUGGACGUAAAGGGCCCCACAGUGGUCGCAAAGAGCCCCAAAGUGGACGUGAAAAGCCCCGAAGCUGAGAUUAGUGGUCCUGACAUGGAGGUUUCUCUGCCUGGCAUAAAGGUUGACAUUCAGUCCCAAAGUGCCAAGCUACAGAAGGAUCUGCCCCACGCUGAAAAGGAUGUGGCCACCAAAGACAGCAAGUUCAAGAUGCCCAGCUUCAAGAUGCCCAAGGUGGACCUUAAGGGACCCCAUGUUGACCUGACGGACCCGAAAGUGGACCAGAAGGGCCCAACAGUAGAUGCAAAGGGCCCCACGGUGGAUGUGAAAAGCCCCAAAAGCGAUAUGAACAUGCAGGAUUUAGAGGUUUCCCUGCCCAGCAUGGAGGUUCAUGUCCAGGCUCCAGGAGUCAAAGUGGAUGGGGACCAGGCCGUGGUCGAUAAGGACAUGGCCAUCAAAGACAGCAAGUUCAAGAUGCCCAAGUUCAAGAUGCCCUCUUUUGGCCUUUCCACAACUGGGAAACCUAGCAUGGAAGCCACUAUGGAGGUGGCAGCUCCCAAGAUGGAAGCAGAGGUGUCCCUGCCCUCCAUGCAGGGUGAACUUAAGACUCCAGACAUCAGCAUCCAACUGCCUUCCUCUAACUUGGAGGUCAAAGCUAGUCAGGUAGAUGUACAGAUAGCUGACGUCCAAAUGCCUGAUGGAGAACAGAUCGCACAGGAUGCUGACGGAGUCAGCCUGAAGGGCCACCUGCCCAAGGUUCAGAUGCCCAGCUUCAAGAUGCCCAAGGAGGACGUGAAGGGCCCCACAGUGGUCGUGAAGGGCCCCACAGUGGACGUAAAGGGCCCCACAGUGGUCGCAAAGAGCCCCAAAGUGGACGUGAAAAGCCCCGAAGCUGAGAUUAGUGGUCCUGACAUGGAGGUUUCUCUGCCUGGCAUAAAGGUUGACAUUCAGUCCCAAAGUGCCAAGCUACAGAAGGAUCUGCCCCACGCUGAAAAGGAUGUGGCCACCAAAGACAGCAAGUUCAAGAUGCCCAGCUUCAAGAUGCCCAAGGUGGACCUUAAGGGACCCCAUGUUGACCUGACGGACCCGAAAGUGGACCAGAAGGGCCCAACAGUAGAUGCAAAGGGCCCCACGGUGGAUGUGAAAAGCCCCAAAAGCGAUAUGAACAUGCAGGAUUUAGAGGUUUCCCUGCCCAGCAUGGAGGUUCAUGUCCAGGCUCCAGGAGUCAAAGUGGAUGGGGACCAGGCCGUGGUCGAUAAGGACAUGGCCAUCAAAGACAUCAAGUUCAAGAUGCCCAAGUUCAAGAUGCCCUCUUUUGGCCUUUCCACAACUGGGAAACCUAGCAUGGAAGCCACUAUGGAGGUGGCAGCUCCCAAGAUGGAAGCAGAGGUGUCCCUGCCCUCUAUGCAGGGUGAACUUAAGACUCCAGACCUCAGCAAUCAACUGCCUUCCGCCAACCUGGACAUUAGGACAGGCCAGGGAGAUGUGAAGAUGACAGACGUCCAGCUGCCUGAGGGAGAACAGAUGGCAAAGGAUGCUGACGGAGCCAGCCUGAAGGGGCACCUGCCUAAGGUUCAGAAGCCCAGCUUCAUGAUACCCAAAGUUGACAUGAAGCCCCCCACUGUGGACGCGAAGGGCCCCACAGUGGACGUGAAAAGCCCCGAAGCUGAGAUUAGUGGGCCUGACAUGGAGGUUUCUCUGCCUGGCGUGAAGGUAGACAUCCAGGCCCAAGGUCCAAAGCUACAGGAGGAUCUUCCUUAUGCUGAAAUGGAUGACGCCACCAAAGUCAGCAAGUUCAAGAUGCCCAAGAUCAAGAUGCCCUCCUUUGGCGUGUCCACAACUGGCAAACCCAACAUGGAAGCCACUAUAGAUGUGGCAGCUCCGAAGAUGGAAGCAGAGGUGUCCCUGCCCUCCAUGCAGGGUGAACUUAAAACUCCAGACCUCAGCAUUCAACUGCCUUCCUCUAACAUGGACGUCAGGACAGGCCAGGGAGAUGUGAAGAUGGCAGAAGUCCAGCUGCCUGAGGGAGAGAAGACCACACAGGAUGCUGAUGGAGCCAGUCAGAAGGGCCACCUGGCCAAGGUUCAGAUGCCAAGCUUCAAGAUUCCCAAGGUGGACUUGAAGGGCCCCACAGUGGACGUGAAGGGCCCCAUAAUGGACUUGAAGGCCCCCACAGUGGAUGCAAAGGGCCCAAAAGUGGACGUGAAAAGCUCCAAGGCUGAGAUUAGUGGCCCUGAAAUGGAAGUUUCUCUGCCUGGCGUGAAGGUAGACAUCCAGGCCCAAAGUGCCAAGCUACAGAAGGAUCUGCCCCAUGCUGAAAAGGUUGUGGCCACCAAAGACAGCAAGUUCAAGAUGCCCAGCUUCAACAUGCCCAAGGUGGACCUUAAGGGACCCUAUGUUGACCUGACGGACCCGAAAGUGGACCAGAAGGGCCCAACAGUAGAUGCAAAGGGCCCAACCGUGGAUGUGAAAAGCCCCAAAAGCAAUGUGAACAUGCAGGAUUUAGAAGUGUCCCUACCCAGCAUGGAGGUUCAUGUCCAGGCUCCAGGUGUCAAAGUGGAUGGGGACCAGGCCGUGGUCGAUAAAGACAUGGCCAUCAAAGACAGCAAGUUCAAGAUGCCCAAGCUCAAGAUGCCCUCUUUUGGCCUUUCCACAACUGGGAAACCUAGCAUAGAAGCCACUAUGGAGGUGGCAGCUCCCAAGAUGGAAGCAGAGGUGUCCCUGCCCUCCAUGCAGGGUGAACUUAAGACUCCAGACAUCAGCAUUCAACUGCCUUCCUCUAACUUGGAGGUCAAAGCUAGUCAGGUAGAUGUGCAGAUAGCUGACGUCCAAAUGCCUGAAGGAGAACAGAUCACACAGGAUGCUGACGGAGCCAGCCUGAAGGGCCACCUGCCCAAGGUUCAGAUGCCCAGCUUCAAGAUGCCCAAGGUGGACGUGAAGGGCCCCACAGUGGUCGUGAAGGGCCCCACAGUGGACGUAAAGGGCCCCACAGUGGUCGCAAAGAGCCCCAAAGUGGACAUGAAAAGCCCCGAAGCUGAGAUUAGUGGUCCUGAUAUGGAGGUUUCUCUGCCUGGCAUGAAGGUUGACAUUCAGUCCCAAAGUGCCAAGCUACAGAAGGAUCUGCCCCACGCUGAGAAGGAUGUGGCCACCAAAGACAGCAAGUUCAAGAUGCCCAGCUUCAAGAUGCCCAAGGUGGACCUGAAGGGACCCCAUGUGGACCUGAAGGAACACAAUUUGGAGCAGAAGGGCCCCACAGUGGACGUAAAGGGCUCCACGGGGGAUGUGAAAAGCCCCAAAAGCGAUGUGAAGAUGCAGGAUUUAGAGGUUUCCCUGCCCAGCAUGGAGGUUCAUGUCCAGGCUCCAGGAGUCAAAGUGGAUGGGGACCAGGCCGUGGUUGAUAAGGACAUGGCCAUCAAAGACAUCAAGUUCAAGAUGCCCAAGUUCAAGAUGCCCUCUUUUGGCCUUUCCACAACUGAGAAACCUAGCAUGGAAGCCACUAUGGAGGUGGCAGCUCCCAAGAUGGAAGCAGAGGUGUCCCUGCCCUCCAUGCAGGGUGAACUUAAGACUCCAGAACUCAGCAAUCAACUGCCUUCCUCCAACCUGGAAAUUAGGACAGGCCAGGGAGAUGUGAAGAUGACAGACGUCCAGCUGCCUGAGGGAGAACAGAUGGCAAAGGAUGCUGACGGAGCCAGCCUGAAGGGGCACUUGCCUAAGGUUCAGAAGCCCAGCUUCAUGAUACCCAAAGUGGACAUGAAGGCCCCCACUGUGGACGCGAAGGGCCCCACAGUGGACGUGCAAAGCCCCGAAGCUGAGAUUAGUGGGCCUGACAUGGAGGUUUCUCUGCCUGGCGUGAAGGUAGACAUCCAGGCCCAAGGUCCAAAGCUACAGGAGGAUCUUCCUUAUGCUGAAAUGGAUGACGCCACCAAAGUCAGCAAGUUCAAGAUGCCCAAGAUCAAGAUGCCCUCCUUUUGCGUGUCCACAACUGGCAAACCCAGCAUGGAAGCCACUAUAGAUGUGGCAGCUCCCAAGAUGGAAUCAGAGGUGUCCCUGCCCUCCAUGCAGGGUGAACUUAAAACUCCAGACCUCAGCAUUCAACUGCCUUCCUCCAACAUGGACGUCAGGACAGGCCAGGGAGAUGUGAAGAUGGCAGACGUCCAGCUGCCUGAGGGAGAGAAGACCACACAGGAUGCUGAUGGAGCCAGUCAGAAGGGCCACCUGCCCAAGGUUCAGAUGCCAAGCUUCAAGAUUCCCAAGGUGGACUUGAAGGGCCCCACAGUGGACGUGAAGGGCCCCAUAGUGGACUUGAAGGCCCCCACAGUGGAUGCAAAGGGCCCCAAAGUGGACGUGAAAAGCUCCAAGGCUGAGAUUAGUGGCCCUAAAAUGGAGGUUUCUCUGCCUGGCGUGAAGGUAGACAUCCAGGCCCAAGGUGUAAAGCUACAGAAGGAUCUGCCCCAUGCUGAAAAGGAUGGGGCCACCAAAGACAGCAAGUUCAAGAUGCCCAGCUUCAAGAUGCCCAAGGUGGACCUGAAGGGACCCCAUGUGGACCUGAUGGACCCCAAAGUGGACCAGAAAGGCCCAAUAGUAGACGCAAAGGGCCCCACGAUGGAUGUGAAAAGCCGCAAAAGCGAUGUGAAGAUGCAGGAUUUAGAAGUGUCCCUAUCCAGCAUGGAGGUUCAUGUCCAGGCUCCAGGUGUCAAAGUGGAUGGGGACCAGCCUGUGGUCGAUAAAGACAUGGCCAUCAAAGACAGCAAGUUCAAGAUGCCCAAGUUCAAGAUGCCCUCUUUUGGCCUUUCCACAACUGGGAAAUCUAGCAUGGACGCCACUAUGGAGGUGGCAGCUCCCAAGAUGGAAGCAGAGGUGUCCCUGCCCUCUAUGCAAGGUGAACUUAAGACUCCAGACAUCAGCAUCCAACUGCCUUCCUCUAACUUGGAGGUCAAAGCUAGUCAGGUAGAUGUGCAGAUAGCUGACGUCCAAAUGCCUGAAGGAGAACAGAUCGCACAGGAUGCUGACGAAGCCAGUCUGAAGGGUCACCUGCCCAAGGUUCAGAUGCCCAGCUUCAAGAUGCCCAAGGUGGACAUGAAGGGCCCCACAGUGGUCGCAAUGGGCCCCACAGUGGACGUAAAGGGCCCCACAGUGGUCGCAAAGAGCCCCAAAGUGGACAUGAAAAGCCCCGAAGCUGAGAUUAGUGGUCCUGAUAUGGAGGUUUCUCUGCCUGGCAUGAAGGUUGACAUUCAGUCCCAAAGUGCCAAGCUACAGAAGGAUCUGCCCCACGCUGAGAAGGAUGUGGCCACCAAAGACAGCAAGUUCAAGAUGCCCAGCUUCAAGAUGCCCAAGGUGGACCUGAAGGGACCCCAUGUGGACCUGAAGGAACACAAAUUGGAGCAGAAGGGCCCCACAGUGGACGUAAAGGCCCCCACGGGGGAUGUGAAAAGCCCCAAAAGCGAUGUGAAGAUGCAGGAUUUAGAGGUUUCCCUGCCCAGCAUGGAGGUUCAUGUCCAGGCUCCAGGUGUCAAAGUGGAUGGGGACCAGGCCGUGGUCGAUAAGGACAUGGCCAUCAAAGACAUCAAGUUCAAGAUGCCCAAGUUCAAGAUGCCCUCUUUUGGCCUUUCCACAACUGGGAAACCUAGCAUGGAAGCCACUAUGGAGGUGGCAGCUCCCAAGAUGGAAGCAGAGGUGUCCCUGCCCUCCAUGCAGGGUGAACUUAAGACUCCAGACCUCAGCAUUCAACAGCCUUCCUCUAACUUGGACGUCAAAGCUGGCCAGGGAGAUGUGAAGAUGGCAGAUGUCCAGCUGCCUGAGAGAGAACAGAUGGCAAAGGAUGCUGACGGAGCCUGCCUGAAGGGGCACCUGCCUAAGGUUCAGAAGCCCAGCUUCACGAUACCCAAGGUGGACGUGACGGCCCUCACAGUGGACGCGAAGGGCCCCAGAGUGGACAUGAAAAGCCCCGAAGCUGAGAUUAGUGGGCCUGACAUGGAGGUUUCUCUGCCUGGCGUGAAGGUAGACAUCCAGGCCCAAGGUCCAAAGCUACAGGAGGAUCUUCCUUAUACUGAAAUGGAUGACGCCACCAAAGUCAGCAAGUUCAAGAUGCCCAAGAUCAAGAUGCCCUCCUUUGGCGUGUCCACAACUGGCAAACCCAGUAUGGAAGCCACUAUAGAUGUGGCAGCUCCCAAGAUGGAAGCAGAGGUGUCCCUGCCCUCCAUGCAGGGUGAACUUAAAACUCCAGACCUCAGCAUUCAACUGCCUUCCUCUAACAUGGACGUCGGGACAGGCCAGGGAGAUGUGAAGAUGGCAGACGUCCAGCUGCCUGAGGGAGAGAAGACCACACAGGAUGCUAAUGGAGCCAGUCAGAAGGGCCACCUGGCCAAGGUUCAGAUGCCAAGCUUCAAGAUGCCCAAGGUGGACUUGAAGGGCCCCACAGUGGAUGCAAUGGGCCCCAAAGUGGACGUGAAAAGCCCCAAGGCUGAGAUUAGUGGUCCUGAAAUGGAGGUUUCUCUGCCUGGCGUGAAGGUAGACCUCCAGGCCCAAGGUGUCAAGCUACAGAAGGAUCUGCCCCAUGCUGAAAAGGAUGUGGCCACCAAAGACAGCAAGUUCAAGAUGCCCAAGGUGGACCUGAAGGGACCCCAUGUGGACCUGACAGACCCCAAAGUGGACCAGAAAGGUCCAACAGUGGAUGCAAAGGGCCCCACGAUGGAUGUGAAAAGCCCCAAAAGCGAUGUGAAGAUGCAGGAUUUAGAAGUGUCCCUAUCCAGCAUGGAGGUUCAUGUCCAGGUUCCAGGUGUCAAAGUGGAUGGGGACCAGGCUGUGAUCGAUAACGACAGCAAGUUCAAGAUGCCCAAGUUCAAGAUGCCCUCUUUUGGCCUUUCUACAACUGGGAAACCUAGCAUGGAAGCCACUAUGGAGGUGGCAGCUCCCAAGAUGGAAGCAGAGGUGUCCCUGCCCUCCAUGCAGGGUGAACUUAAGACUCCAGACAUCAGCAUCCAACUGCCUUCCUCUAACUUGGAGGUCAAAGCUAGUCAGGUAGAUGUGCAGAUAGCUGACGUCCAAAUGCCUGAAGGAGAACAGAUCACACAGGAUGCUGACGGAGUCAGCCUGAAGGGCCACCUGCCCAAGGUUCAGAUGCCCAGCUUCAAGAUGCCCAAAGUGGACGUGAAGGGCCCCACAGUGGUCGUGAAGGGCCCCACAGUGGACGUAAAGGGCCCCACAGUGGUCGCAAAGAGCCCCAAAGUGGACAUGAAAAGCCCCGAAGCUGAGAUUAGUGGUCCUGACAUGGAGGUUUCUCUGCCUGGCAUGAAGGUUGACAUUCAGUCCCAAAGUGCCAAGCUACAGAAGGAUCUGCCCCACGCUGAAAAGGAUGUGGCCACCAAAGACAGCAAGUUCAAGAUGCCCAGCUUCAAGAUGCCCAAGGUGGACCUGAAGGGACCCCAUGUGGACCUGAAGGAACACAAUUUGGAGCAGAAGGGCCCCACAGUGGACGUAAAGGGCCCCUCGGUGGAUGUGAAAAGCCUCAAAAGCGAUGUGAAGAUGCGGGAUUUAGAGGUUUCCCUGCCCAGCAUGGAGGUUCAUGUCCAGGCUCCAGGUGUCAAAGUGGAUGGGGACCAGACCGUGGUCGAUAAGGACAUGGCCAUCAAAGACAGCAAGUUCAAGAUGCCCAAGUUCAAGAUGCCCUCCUUUGGCCUUUCCACAACUGGCAAACCCAGCAUGGAAGCCACUAUGGAGGUGGCAGCUCCCAAGAUGGAAGCAGAGGUGUCCCUACCCUCCGUGCAGGGUGAACUUAAAACUUCAGACAUCAGCAUCCAACUGCCUUCCUCUAACCUGGACGUCAAAGCUGGCCAGGUAGAUGUGAAGAUGUCAGAUGUCCAGCUGCCUGAGGGAGAACAGAUGGCAAAGGAUGCUGACGGAGUCAGUCUGAAGCGCCACCUGCCCAAGGUUCAGAAGCCCAGCUUCAAGAUUUCCAAGGUGGACGUGAAGGGCCCCACAGUGGUCGCAAUGGGCCCCAAAGUGGACAUGAAAAGCCCCGAAGCUGAGAUUAGUGGUCUUGAUAUGGAGGUUUCUCUGCCUGGCAUGAAGGUUGACAUUCAGUCCCAAAGUGCCAAGCUACAGAAGGAUCUGCCCCACUCUGAAAAGGAUGUGGCCACCAAAGACAGCAAGUUCAAGAUGCCCAGCUUCAAGAUGCCCAAGGUGGACCUGAAGGGACCCCAUGUGGACCUGAAGGAACACAAAUUGGAGCAGAAGGGCCCCACAGUGGACGUAAAGGGCCCCACGGUGGAUGUGAAAAGCCCCAAAAGCGAUGUGAAGAUGCAGGAUUUAGAGGUGUCUCUGCCCAACAUGGAGGUUCAUGUCCAGGCUCCAGGAGUCAAAGUGGAUGGGGACCAGGCCGUGGUCGAUAAGGACAUGGCCAUCAAAGACAGCAAGUUCAAGAUGCCCAAGUUUAAGACCCCCUCUUUUGGCCUUUCCACAACUGGCAAACCCAGCAUGGAAGCCACUAUGGAGGUGGCAGCUCCCAAGAUGGAAGCAGAGGUGUUCCUGCCCUCCGUGCAGGGUGAACUUAAGACUCCCGACCUCAGCAUUCAUCUGCCUUCCUCUAACCUUGACGUCAUGGAUCGCCAGGUAGAUGUGAAGAAUGUAGAUUCCCAACUGGCCGAUGGAAAUCAGGCUACACAGGAAUCACCUGUAGCCUGCCUGAAGGGCCACCUUCCCAAGGUGGAGAUACCAAGCUUCAAGACAAGGAAGGUGGACCCUAAGGUCCCUUCAGAUUGUGUUAAAAUCCCCAGUGAUGUGGUGCGUGGACCCGACGUGGAGCUGUUCCUGUCUGAUGUGCAGGCUGACCUCCAGGCUCAGCCUUCCUCUGUUGUUGUUAGUAUGGUCGCAGAGCCGCCUGUUUCCCAUGUUUCGGGUGAAUCCUCAAUUGAGUCUGCAAAUACUCCUCCACUUGCUGGAUCUGAUCGGGAAGGAGGGGGAAGUUCUUUCAAAUUGCCACACAUCAAGCUCCAUCCAUUUACUUUGUCUCCAAAAAAGCAAGCAGAGUCUGCAGGUGAUUCUGAGUCCCCACAGGUGGAUCCCAUCCAUAGUCCUGAUUUUUCUGUAGUUGAAAUGGACCCUCACAUUGGGACUUGUGAAUCGCACCAGCAUGUAUCUAUCGAGAAGGAAGCAGAGAAGGGAAGAAUCCGGAAGCUGAGCUUUUCCAUGCCACGACUUGCACUGCCCAAGAUAAAGGGUUCUAGGGGGCGAGCUGGCCUGCUGGAGGGGGAAGUGAAGCCGUCUACCGGUACCACCACUGGAGGUAACUUGGUAGUCGUACAAACCACUGUCAGUGAUACCCAUGUUGGGGGCACUAGAUCAAAAGAUGUCGCUACAGAGCCCUGCAUCAGAUCCCCCUCCAUGCCUGCAGAAGUGACUGGGCGUAAAACUGAUCUUGAGCCUCUCGAAGAUGCCUUGGAUAUCAGAGGUGACAGCCAGAGUCAUAUGUGUGUGGGUGUGUCUGCAAGUCAGCCCUUUGGAGAACAGACAGCACCUGUGACAGGAGACCUGCAGCCAUCCUGUAAACAAAGACAUAGCGCCGCCACCAUGGAAAGCCCUGAGAUGGAUCCCAUAGCAAAAGAGACAACAAAGUACUCACAUGAGCGCCGCUUCAAAAUGCCCAAGUUCCGAGUUCCUGGUUUCAGGCGCUCCUCAUCCAAGGAGCGAGAUGGGGCUGGAGAACAGGAAGCUACUCAGACUCCAGACGCUGGCAUAGCCUUAGAGGCAGAAGUAGCAGCUGCCAAUGUACCUGAGUCAAAAUUAGAGGCACAUGUCUCCCUGGGAUCCCCAGAGGAAGGGAUCAGUGUGGAAACCCCCCAAAGCCCUACGUAUGCAGAUGUUGUAAAACGUGAUCUCCAUGGAAUAGGUGUUAGGCUGCAUGGCUCCACUGUGGGGAUGUUCCAGACACAUCUGUCCACCCAUGAAUUAGGGACCCAUCCAGCUAAAGACUCUUCUAGUGUGAGCGUCUUGGAACUCCAGCUUCCUCCAGAAGGAACAGGCAAGCAACAGCAUCCUGGGUCAGGAGGAAACAUUCUUUCUGAGGUGGCAGCUGGAGCAGGAAGCUGGCCUUCUCAGCCCCAAGGACCUCUGAGGUUGAAGGCAUCCAUCACUGAUAUGCCAUCCCAGGUCUCCAUGGUGAGCACAAGUCAGCUCUGGGAGGAUUCUGUGUUGACUGUCACAUUCCCCAAAUUAAAGGUACCCAAGUUCUCCUUCCAUGCCUCCAGCUCUGAGGCUGAUGUAUUCUUCCCUGUAGUGAGGGAGGUGCAAUGUGCAAAGGCCAGCAUUGACAGUGCCAUGCAUAAAGAUGGUCCUGGGCUCUGGGAAGUCAGCAUUCUAAAGACAGGAGCCGAGGAUCCUAGAGGACCACCAGUAAGCCUUGAGCAAUCCGUGGAACCAUCCCCUAUUUCUAAGGUCAGAGUGCACAUUCAGGGCUCUCAAGGUGAGAGUCAAGAAGUCGCUUUUUGCAGCAGGAUGGAACGAGAGGGUUUUGACUCCUCAGCAUGCGAAGCCUUUUCUACUCAGAUUGUGCGGGAAUCAGAGAUUCCUGUGUCUACAAUUCAAACUCCUUCUUACGGGUUUUCUUUGCUGAAAGUGAAAAUCCCAGAGCCCCCUGUGCAGGCUAGUGUGCAAACAGGGGCUCCCGACUUCCAGGCACAGGAGGACUCGGUGGGUGGAGCUCCCCGAGCUGCUGCAGGGAGACACUUCAUUCCUGCUGAUUUCCCACCUGAUGCUGGCGAGCCCUUUGAAAUGAUCUCCUGCAGUGCUGGCGUGCCUCCUGGACCCCAGCUUACAGACAGCACCUCUGAUGAGGAGCCAGCAGAGAUUCUCGAAUUUCCUGAGGACAGCCAGGAGGUAAAGACCCCUGAGAUGGCUACAAAACAGAAGCCAGAAGGUAAGAAGGCCAGCCUGUUGUGGUCCUGGCUACCAAGCAUUGGGUUCUCCUCUGUGGAAGAGAUGGCUGCUGAUUCCGGAGAUGCCGCCCAGAGACCUGCCCCUGUCCACGUGCAGCCUGCUGCUCGACUGGACCCUGAACUGCCCAGGAAACAGGAGAAGGCGGGCUGGUUCCGCUUCCCUAAGCUCGGAUUCUCCUCUUCACCUACGAAGAAGAGCAGAAGCGCCGAAGGUGGGGACGGUCAGGUGGAGCAGAAGCCCCAGGAAGAAACCCUCACCUUUUUUGAUGCCCGAGAAAGCUUCUCUCCUGAGGAGGAGGAAGCUGAGCCGGAGGUGACCAGUGCCAGGCCUGGUCCCAAAGCAAUGGUGGUAUCCUCUGCCAGAACAGAACUAGUACUGUUGGAACAGGCUAGAGAUACCGGUGACAAAUCUACACCUAGGCCUGUGGCCAAAUGAGGGCCGGAGGUCAGAGUCGGUGGAAGAGAUCAACAAGGCAAGCUGAGCAUCGGGCCUGGGCGCUGUGAAAGCAGCCUACAGCCUACCCUAGAAUGCACCUUUACACCUUGGUCUGCAGACUUGAAACCAAAGCACAGAUGAAUAGCGCGUCUGUGUCACAUAACACAGCCAUCCACACGGAAACAAAAAUAAUGCUAGUUUCUUCCAAGCUUUGGAAGCAACGAAGGCUGCAAAAUUGUCUAGCUCUGCGCGUUACUGCUGGAGAACUCUGUUGGCUUUUGUGGGGUAAGUCCCAAGAAUCUACCCUAUGCCAGGAGAGCAACAUUGCCCCUGGAGUUCCCAUAUCUGUGGGCAGAAGCAGCUUUUGGUGUAAUCUCUGCCCCAUCGUUGCCGUUUCCUGGUGAGUUCUCUUUUCCUGUCAGGCAGAAUAUGGGGUGCCCCGGGAACUUCCUCCUUUUGCUGUUUUCGCUUUGAGACGUUGACUGUGAUGAGGAGUAUGUGUGGCAGAAAGGUCUGGCCGGUGGCGGACUGCGCUCAGUGAUAGGGCACAGACACGAGGUUGCCACCAAAUCUUGGUUGUGUUUAUUUGUCUACCUGCCUGCCGGUGUUAACUAAUUCCCCAGUGUGUACGAGUCCUUUGCUCGGGCUCCUGAGCACCUCAUGGUACUGAUUGUAGACCGUACAGACCGUCCCCUUCAGUCCCCUCCUACUGGGCAAUAAAGGAAA
Molecule: messenger RNA, 19055 nt
Organism: Chionomys nivalis (European snow vole)
Lineage: Eukaryota; Metazoa; Chordata; Mammalia; Rodentia; Cricetidae
Gene: Ahnak2
Product: AHNAK nucleoprotein 2
Exons: 8
Coding region: 57-18329 (6090 amino acids)
Biological process (GO): regulation of RNA splicing
Cellular component (GO): nucleus; costamere; cytoplasm
Molecular function (GO): protein binding
Source: RefSeq, a predicted model, not a curated record